GGAGAAGAGAAGAAGAAGGAGCGAGGGAACGAGAAAGACAGUGGCCGAUUUUUUUUAAUUAUCAAUCCAAUCUCCAGACGUGCGCUGCUGCUUUCCUCCAAUCCAAGAAUUCCACUCUCUCUCUCUCUCUUUCUCCGUCUCGUAUCGGAGAUUCCCACACACCUCCGCCCGUCGUUUUCUUCUCCUCCCCCCAUUGCUCCGAAACCAACGAAAUUCUCUUUCCCUCGCUUCCCCCCUCAUAUUUGUUUCCAUAUUGUCUGUUCCGCACAUUAGUGACGUCUGAUUCAGCUUUCCAUUCCCGGUAUCCCCAAAGCUCCCCCCUAAUCUUCUUCCUUCUCUAAUUUACUCCCCGUCCCAUAAACAAUAUCAAAUCGGGAUUCCGGCGACGUUUACUGUUUUGACUCGAUCAUCAGAAGAAGAUGAACCCAAUAGGCCCUGUCGCUUUCUGAUUUUCGUUUCGAGCUUUUUCUGUCUUUUGGGUCCUUCUUCAAGUAAUCAAGUCCUCCCUUCUUGUCCCGGGAUUUCGGGACUCUCUGGGUUUCUUUCACCUUGCGAUUCUUAAUCUUGGGUUCGCCUCAGUUUUGUGUGUUAUGUCAGAUUUAUAGAGCUGUUCUGCUCUAUUCAGUUCGAAUUCACAGGAAAGCUGUGAACUUUAGGGGAGGGGGUUUUUUUUUUGAGAAGGACGCGGCGGGUUUUAAUGAACUGACUAAAUGAUCAAGAAAGGAAUGGCGAGGCACAACAGAGGAGAAGAUGGCUCAGAGAUUACCCACCUGGGCUUGCUCAAAAUGCUGCAAGUUCUCUCUUUUUUACUGGUAUUCGUUGCUGGGAUCAUUCUUGGCUUGCUAGCUAGUACUCACAUCAACAGCCUCUUCAAUUCACAGAGGGAUUUGCUUUUCACUUCCAACUUUGCUGUUACUACCACGAGCAUUUUAUCCGAUGGUAGCAGCAGCAGCAGCAAGUGCAACACAACAAAUUCGGAGCCUUGCAAUUGCAAGUCUUGUGACGGUGACAGCAAGGUUGAUUGUUUGAGCAUCAACACGUUUCUUCACCCGCAUAACUUGACGCAUGGAAUGAGUGAUCGAGAGCUUUUCUGGAGGGCUUCUUUGGUUCCUAAGAAGGAAGAGUAUCCCUUUGAUCGAGUCCCUAAGGUGGCUUUCAUGUUCUUGACUAGAGGGCCUUUGCCCUUGUUGCCUCUGUGGGAGAGGUUCUUUAGGGGCCAUGAUAAGUACUUCUCUAUUUAUGUUCAUACCGAUCCUGGUUAUGUGUUCAAUGUUUCCAGCGGUUCUCCGUUCUAUGGAAGGCAGAUUCCUAGUAAGCAUGUGGAAUGGGGAUCAGUAUUACUGCUCGACGCUGAGAGGCGCCUCCUUGCUAAUGCCCUGCUGGAUUUCUCAAACGAGCGGUUCAUUCUUCUCUCAGAGAGCUGCAUCCCUGUCUAUAAUUUCAAAACAGUCUACAACUACCUCGUCCAUUCUGAGCACGGGUUUGUGGAGGCUUAUGACGAUCCAUCCCGGUAUGGGCGUGGCAGAUACAGCAGGAAGAUGCUUCCGUACAUCUGGAUCAGACAAUGGAGGAAAGGUUCUCAGUGGUUCGAGAUGCAGCGGGCCUUAGCUGCCUAUGUGGUCUCGGACACAAAGUACCACAGGCUGUUCAAGAAAUACUGCACCCCUGCUUGCUACCCUGAUGAGCAUUUCCUCCCAACUUUCAUCAACAUGUUCCAUGGAUCAAUGAACUCUAACCGAACUGUGACUUGGGUCGAUUGGUCAUUGGGUGGCCCGCAUCCAGCAACGUACAGUGCGGUUAAUAUCACCGAAGGGUUCAUACAAUCGAUCCGGAUGAAUCAAACGCUGUGUUCCUACAAUUCGGGAGUGACCCCUAUUUGCCAUCUGUUUGCUAGGAAGUUUGAUGCAAGUGCAUUGGAGCCUUUGCUCAACCUCACUUCCAGGGUAAUGGAGUUCUGAAAGAGUGUCUUUUUUUGUUUGUUGUUACUGACAGUGGGAAUGCAGUGGGAUGGAUAGGUAAUUUUUUUUUUUUUUUUUUGAGGGGAUUAGUUCUGAGGAAGGGGGAUGAUUUUCGUUGUACAGAUAGCUAAGAGGGGAGUCUUAGUGAUAAUAUAUCAUGAUUUAAAAGUAAUGCCUGCUACUGAGCAGAUUUUUGGGGGGCUUGUAGUUGUAGUAUCAAACUGCCAAUCCAAUUUUUGAAGGGAAAGCAAGAGUUAUAAUACAGAGAGCAUGAUUGAAGGUGAAUUCUAUCAUGCUACUUGCGUUAAACUCCCAUUGCUAACAUGUUGCUUGUGUAUCAAACUUAGUGUUGUGGAAGGAGAAUUUGUUGUUUCAAGUAAUGU
Molecule: messenger RNA, 2341 nt
Organism: Linum tenue
Lineage: Eukaryota; Viridiplantae; Streptophyta; Magnoliopsida; Malpighiales; Linaceae
Source: the annotation of a GenBank genome assembly